Messenger RNA from Mesorhabditis spiculigera, 354 nucleotides. The record is from the annotation of a GenBank genome assembly. NCBI's taxonomy places the organism in Eukaryota, Metazoa, Nematoda, Chromadorea, Rhabditida, Rhabditidae.
AUGGAGACCAUAAGAGCCCUUUUUGGGUACCCUGAUUCGAUGUAUAACUGCUCGGGACGAACCAGCGCAGAAUGGUUGGCCCGCGGCGAGAAGUGGCCAAUUUUGGGCAAUUUUUUCAUCAUGAUGGGCGUGUUGUACAUACUUCUCUACCUGCCUUCCAUCUACUCGAUGAUAAAGCUGAAGCUGCUGAAGAAUCCGUGCUAUCGGAUUAUGUUCUGCCUAAUUUUUGCCGAUAUCAUGAACCUGACCGCCAACUCCCUGUUCGCCGGCUAUAUUUUUGCGAUUGGAGGCGGACCAGAUUUUGGUGUAUUUUGGGACAUUUUUGCUGGCAGACUUGUACAGGCGUUUCCUCCA